Didymella exigua CBS 183.55 is the source of this 1313-nucleotide messenger RNA. RefSeq names its product RNA exonuclease 4. The transcript has a single exon. Bases 60 to 1106 code for a protein of 348 amino acids. Gene Ontology annotation, biological process: rRNA processing; ribosomal large subunit assembly. Gene Ontology annotation, cellular component: nucleus. Gene Ontology annotation, molecular function: 3'-5' exonuclease activity; nucleic acid binding. Lineage: Eukaryota; Fungi; Ascomycota; Dothideomycetes; Pleosporales; Didymellaceae. The record is from RefSeq and is a predicted model, not a curated record.
CUCGACGACCAGCGGAAGGAGGACAUUGCACACCGCUAUGCUGCGCAGGUGACAUCGAUAUGGCACCAGAGCUCAGUUCGAAUUGGAAGAGGCUGCAGGCCCAACUCCAGGCUUCAAAACCCGCGACACCCUCGAAGCCUCAGACUUCCACCGAAGACCACACAUCAUUGAAGCGCAAGCGAUCUCUCAAGCCCAGUGACAAUCCUGCGAAGAAGGAAGGGGCAAACCCCACAUUCAACAAGUCCCCUGCAUCAAGGAAACGACAGAAGAUGGAGGAACCUACGUCCAUAGGCGCAUCGAUCAAGCAGCACAACGUCAAGACGCUCUCUCGCAGUGUCUCGACCCCCCAGCUGAAGCGCAUACCACUCAUCACGUCUGAGAAGGAUGCUGCAGUCGCCGACGACAUUCUCACACCACACCCUGACUUCCCCGACAUCGAGAACGAGGGUGUCUCCGAGACGGCGCUUCCAGGCAAAUACGUCGCACUUGACUGCGAGAUGGUCGGCGUAGGCCCAGAACCCAAUCGCGACUCAGCAUUGGCUCGAGUGUCACUGGUCAACUACCACGGCCACCAGGUCUACGAUUCCUAUGUCCAAAUGCCUCCCAAAGUCGAAGUCACCGACUACCGCACAGCCGUUUCCGGCAUCGAACCGAAGCACCUGCGAAAAGACGUCGCACGUACAUUCGAAGAGGUGCGCAGCGAUCUUAAGAUCCUGCUGGGUGGACGCAUACUUGUCGGUCACGCUGUGAAGAACGACUUGGAUGUCUUGAUUCUAAAGCACGACAAGCGCCUGAUCCGCGACACCUCGAAGUUCUCGAAGUUCCGUCAGCUGGCAACAAAGGCGGGAUGGACCCCAGGACUCAAGAUGCUGACGAAGAAACUGCUUGGUGUGGAGAUCCAGACAGGCGCGCAUAGCUCGGUCGAAGACGCAAGGGCUACUAUGGCUCUGUUCCGGCUUGAGAAGGACGAGUUCGAGACGGAAAUCCGCCAGAAGUACGGCAAUGUCAGGAUGCCGACAGCAGCACCGGAGGUCGAGGCUGACGCAGAAGGAGAAGAGAAAAAGAAGCGCAAUAGGAAGAAGAGCAAAAAGAAGAAGAAGCACUAGGCUAUGGCGGGGGCUUGGUGCACGCGAAGGCAGGGAAAUGCUGAGUUUUGUAUAGAAGAAUACCCCAAAAAGUUGGCGGACAUGAUCAUGCAUUUGUUGGCGUUACUGGCGAUAGUAUCUGCACACUUAUUGUACGGCAGACAUGAUAACUUGGAUUAGUUGUAUCAUACCAUUUAUGGCUCUGGAUGAAUCUAUGAUGCAAUUCGG